AUAUUCUAUUGUGCAUUUCGUGCUGAACAGUGGACAUCAUUAUGUUCGACUUUCUAUUGGAUGGUUAUGUGUCUGUCAUAGUUUUGUUGAUUACGUUUUGUCUGUAUAUUUACUGGGGUACGAGACGACCACCCGGUCUUCCUCCAGGGCCAAUUCCCCUCCCUGUGGUUGGUAACAUACCCUCGUUACUAGCAAAAGACACUAUAGCGACCUUUGCUCGACUCAGAGAUGAAUACGGUGAUAUUUUCAGCCUUGUUAUCGGUAAUGGAGUUUUAGUUGUCGUCAAUGGUUACGACACCAUUGAAGAUGUGUUUGUACAGAAUGGAGACCUAUUUUCAGAAAGACCCCAGAAUCUUGGUUAUAUUAAAAUUACUAGAGGUUUAGGAAUUAUCAGCACCAAUGGAGUGAAGUGGAAAGAACAACGACGAUUUGCUCUGAGUACUUUAAGAGAUUUUGGAAUGGGUCGAGUUCAGAUGUUUGACAGAAUAACGAAUGAAUGUCAGAAAUGUUUGAAUAACUUUGCAGAACAAAAUGGCCGACCCUUUGAUCCUAAUCACGUGAUAGGAGCGUCGGUUUGCAAUGUUAUAUGUAAUGUUGUCUUUGGUAAAGGCUUUGCCCAUGAUGACCCAGAAUUCCUAAGUUAUUUACAAGUGAUGCAUAGCAGUGCCAAAGAAGUGGGCAAUACGGCGUUCAUGCAUUUCUUUCCACUCCUUCAGUUUUUUGCUAACCGAGCUCUUAUGAAAGCUGACGUUAAGAUUCGAAGAGGUUUUAUCGCCAGACACGUUCAAGAACAUCAACAAACGUUUGAUGAGAAUAACCUGAGAGAUUUUGUGGAUGUUUUUCUUAAACAAAUGGAACACAGAGAAUCCGAAGAAAUGCCAACGUUUCAUUAUGAAAAUUUACUUCAAAUUGUCAGUGAGUUCUUCUUCGCCGGAACUGAAACAACAACGACAACAUUAAGAUGGGCGAUACUCUUUCUCGCUCUCCAUCCCGAGCAGCAAACAGUGGUACAGGAGGAAAUAGACAGAGUUAUCGGCCGUGACCGGAAACCGACAACCAAUGACAGGAAGUCAUUACCAUUAACAGAGGCCACCAUGUUGGAAGUUCAGCGUCUUGGUGACGUAGUUCCGCUCUCUGUACCACAUGCUGUUGCCGAGGAAACAGUAAUUAAUGGUUACCGUAUUCCAGCCACCGCUAUUAUUUUACCCAAUCUCUCAUCGGUUCUCAAAAGCAAAGAAUUGUGGGGUGACCCCGAAGUAUUUCGACCAGCUAGAUUUUUAGACAAGGAAACAAAACUUCUGAAAGUUGAUGCUCAUAUUCCAUUUUCAUUAGGAAAACGGAUGUGUCUGGGAGAAUCCCUAGCUAGAAUGGAACUCUAUAUCUUCAUGACUAUGAUGUUGCAGUCCUUUACAUUUAGUUUGCCGGAUACAGAACCACCGCCAUGUUUACAGGGUGUUCUGGGUAUAACUAGAAUGCCACAUCCAUACAACAUCAUUGCGACUAAACGUUAAUGGGCAUAUUUUCAAAGGAGGAAUAAUAGUAGUGCCGUUUUUAAAUUGGUAUACAGAGGCGUUUUCAUCGACUACCCCUCUUCUCUCUUAAAGGGACAAUAACACUCUUGCUGGCUUGACAGCUCCAGAAAAUGAAUAAUAGCCUUAUUAUAAGUACUAGAUAUUUAAGUGUCCUACCUGUUGUGUAAAUUAUCCAUUACAUCCUAUUUCGAAAAUAUUUUUAAAUUGAAGUCACAUUUGAAAAGGGUAACGUUAGGCUUUUCAAAUCAUUUAGUUGAAUUUUUCCAAUUUUUUAAAUUAGGUUGGUUAAGAUGAAAUUUGUAUCACCAAUUAAUUGGAAUAUUGUAAAAUAGUACAAUUUGUUGACCAGAAUAGAGAUUGGGACAUAUUAUUCAGUUACAACAAGAGUGGUAUUGGGCCUUUAAAGAUCACUCGACUACACACUAGUUAUAGAUAGACCUUAUAAAAAGCGUCCAUGGUUAUAGCGAUAAACGGGGGGUUGGAUUGCCGAAUUUUUAGCACGCGCGCGCUGUAUCAUGAGGCCUGUCAUUGAGUCAACUGGCGUAGUUUCGAAUCCCCGGUUGUACGUGACAAGGAGUAGGGUUGCCUGUCCAACCUCGUGGGUUUUCUCCGGGUCCUCCGGUUUCCUCCCACUGCUAAAGACCCCUACGCGCAAGCGAAUUAUUGAAAUAAAAUUAAACAAUAUGUUAGUCCCGAAAUGUCGAGUGGACGUUAAACCCCAUUUCUCUCUCUCUCUCUAUAGCGAUAAACAACACUCGACUGUAGAAUAGUUAUAGUGGUUAAUAGCACUUGACUACAUAGGCGUAGAGGAGCCGGGCGGGGGAGGGGCAGCCCCCGAUUAAGUGAACCGCCCAUUUCUCGGGCAAUGUAUUUCCGUUUUUCGAGCACAAACAUCAGAGAAUGAGAUCACAUAUCAUAGAAAUAUACUUGUAAAGUGAAAUCGCUCACGGUUUACGCUUUAAAUACUAUGCUACUUAAGACCUCGAGUAAUAACAUUUUGGAAAACUCAUUUUAGUUGAAGAAAAUUUUCGGGCAAAUAGCCUCACCCCCCGCCCCCAACUGAGAUUGGGCCCCUAUGCCUAUGCUUCACUACAGAAUAGUUGAUAGUGAUAAACAAUUUAUCAGCGAUAAUAAGCCAUAAUAAAUAUAUUUUCUAUUAUCA
This is a messenger RNA of Patella vulgata (common limpet), 2694 nucleotides long. Its product is annotated as cytochrome P450 2C8. The coding region runs from base 42 to 1511 and encodes 489 amino acids. Gene Ontology annotation, molecular function: oxidoreductase activity, acting on paired donors, with incorporation or reduction of molecular oxygen, reduced flavin or flavoprotein as one donor, and incorporation of one atom of oxygen; heme binding; iron ion binding. Gene Ontology annotation, cellular component: cytoplasm; intracellular membrane-bounded organelle. Gene Ontology annotation, biological process: xenobiotic metabolic process. The transcript is spliced from 4 exons. Lineage: Eukaryota; Metazoa; Mollusca; Gastropoda; Patellidae. The record is from RefSeq and is a predicted model, not a curated record.